AUGGGUGGAGGCUUACAGAGGGAAGGCUCGACCGUGCACGGGGACAUCCAGGGCCCCCUGUGCACGACGGCGGAGCAGCCCUCGGCCCUGGGGGCGGUGACCCAGGCCACGGCACUCGCGCCCAAGGCGAGCCAGGCGAAGGCGGACGUGGCCUCUGACGCGGACGAGCUGCGAGGCAUCGGGCACGCGGACGCGGACCUGGCCUCGAUCAUGAAGGUGGUCUCGACGACCACGACGUCGACCAUCCGCGACCCGGCGCAGAAGCUGGCAUCCGAGGCGUCCCCGCGGGAGGCCUCGUCGAUCACGUCCUCCAGCGGCACCCGGGCCAACAGCCGCUGCUGCCGCAGCGGCAGCGGCAUCGAGACGGGGCAGGAAGAGGGGCGGGCGGACAGGCCGAUCACAGAGCCGCAGACGGCAAACCGCUCACAUCGAGAUGUUACCUCGGGGGGAGCGGCCCUGGUGUACAGCAGCACCCAGGAGCUUCGGAACGUGAACCGUGCCAUGCCGCUGUGGCAGCCUUAG
Messenger RNA from Prorocentrum cordatum, 522 nucleotides. The record is from the annotation of a GenBank genome assembly. NCBI's taxonomy places the organism in Eukaryota, Dinophyceae, Prorocentrales, Prorocentraceae.